Messenger RNA from Mesorhabditis belari, 750 nucleotides. Lineage: Eukaryota; Metazoa; Nematoda; Chromadorea; Rhabditida; Rhabditidae. The record is from the annotation of a GenBank genome assembly.
AUGACCAGAAUAAACAUCGUGAGUGUGAACUUCGUCAACAAUCCGUGCUCCUUCAAGCAGCCGUUCAAGCUCGAGGUCACCUUUGAGGCGUUUUCUCAUCUUGAGAAAGAUAUUGAAUGGCAGCUCAUCUACGUCGGCUCUGGUGCAAGCAGUGAACAUGACCAGCUUCUCGACUCUGUUUUCAUUUGGCCUACACCCGAAGGACGGCAUCAAUUUGUGUUUCAGGAAUUUAUUUGUCUCGGCUGGAAUGUGCAAGUGCAAUACAAUGAGCCGGAGUUCAACGAAAAUCCACCAACCAAAACCGAUGAAAGCAAGCUAGUUCGUCAAGUGAUGGUCGACGGUAUUGAUGGCGAAGACAUUGCCAUCGAUCUUGGUGCUGAAGAAAUUGAAGACGGUGACGGUGAUGGCAAUGCCAUCGAUGAACAACAGAUUUCUGAUGAUGUUGUCGCGUCAUCGAGUGAAGAGGCAAAAAGCGAUGAUCCGGAAGUGUUGGAGCAAAUCGAACGAGAAAGAAUUAUCGAAAUGUAUGAAAAGGGACCUGAGGAUCCGUGGAUCGAUGACUGGGAGAACCUCGAUUGGGAUGUGUACAGAAAGACAGAUCGUCACGGUUUCAUACACAAAGAAGGCCUAUCGGAAGCUGAACGUGUUCAAAGUGAAAAAGAACGAAUAGAAACAGAAAUUAGACGCGAGAAAAAAUGGCUCUCAAUGUUAUCACAAUGCGAAACGGCCGCUACGGAUACGAGUAUGGCC